UGUGUGUGAAAACGGAGAUUUUACAUGUGCAGUUCUAUACUUAUCUCUAUUCUCUCCGGUCUCCGCUCUCCUAUUCCCAGUUCCUGGAAGAAACACGUUGUUUCAAAACCAGUCUAUCGUAAUAUCGUAUUGUACAGUCAGAGAAAUCAUUGUCACUCUGUAUCGAGACAUAUUUCGUUGUAAAUUAAUCUAGUGGUUUUCUGCUUGGUGAGGAAAAACAUCUCAGAAGAUGAGUGUGGACAUGGAUGGAUCCAAUUCUCAACCUCUUACGUUUCUCGAUACCGAAGAAUCGGAUCUGAUCGGAGCUGACACUCAAGGUUCUGAAUUCGAUUUCACCGAAUUCACUUUACCAUCGCAAAGUCAGACGCAAUUUUCACAAGAUGAAUCAAUGCCUGGGCAAGUACAUUUGAACAGUAAACUGAACGGAGAUGUGAAAAGUGACGGCGUAUCAGCAUUAAGCAAAAAAUUGGGCGAGUUACAGUUCGAAGAAGAUGCAUUUUGUAAUAAAGAGUUACCGACAGCUGCUUGUAAAUAUUGCGCUAUUCAUGAUCCUAGCUGUGUCGUAAUGUGUAAUGUUUGUGGAAAAUGGUUUUGCAAUGGUCGUGGAAUUACUAAUUCAUCGCAUAUUGUGAACCAUUUAGUUCGAGCGAAGCAUAAGGAGGUUACUCUUCAUAAAGAUGGUCCUCUGGGAGAAAACGUCCUGGAAUGUUAUGCUUGCGGUAUGCGAAAUGUCUUCCUUUUAGGGUUCAUACCUGCUAAAGCGGAUUCUGUGGUGGUGCUGCUAUGUCGCCUACCUUGCGCUGCUCAAAGUUCUCUCAAAGAUAUGAACUGGGAUCCGGAUCAGUGGAAACCGUUGAUAGAAGAUCGAUGUUUCGUAUCAUGGCUGGUUAAAAUACCUGCUGAGCAAGAUCAACUCAGAGCUCGUCAAGUAACAUCGGCUCAAAUAUCCAAACUAGAAGAACUCUGGAAAGAUGACACCGAUGCCACUAUCACUGAUUUAGAAAAUCCAGCGAUCGACGUCGAAACUCAUCAGCGAGUGCUUUUAAGGUACGAAGAUGGAUACCAAUAUCAGAACAUUUUCGGCCCGUUGGUUAAAUUGGAAGCUGACUACGAUAAGAAAGUGAAGGAAUCUCGAACUCAGGAUAAUAUCACCGUUCGUUGGGAGGUUUUGUUGAAUAAGAAAGUAGUAGCUCACUUUAAUCUCGUGAAGACUGACGGAGAUAUGAAAUUAAUGCAGGGUGAUGAGCUGAGAUUACGAUAUUUGGGAGAAGUAAGCAAGCCUUGGUCUGGAGUUGGUCAUGUUAUCAAGAUACCGGAUAAUUACAGCGAAGAAGUUUGCUUAGAGAUGAAAACUAGCCAAGGAAUACCUUUCGAAUCUACUAGUAAAUUCGUGGUUGAUUUUAUUUGGAAAUCAACGUCAUUCGAUAGAAUGCAACAAGCUAUGAAGAAGUUUGCUAUUGAUGACGCUUCUGUAUCCCCUUAUAUUUUUUAUCGUUUGCUCGGACACGACAUCGAUGACGUAGUAUUCAGAUCACACACUUCUAAACACUAUUCAGCUCCUAAUUUACCGGAAUUAAAUUCAUCACAAAAAUAUGCUGUAAAACAAGCGAUUCAAAGACCCUUGUCUCUAAUUAAAGGACCUCCUGGUACAGGAAAAACCGUCACUUCAGCGACUAUAGUUUACCAGCUGGUGAAAUUGAACUCUGGACCUGUGUUAGUUUGUGCUCCUUCAAACAUAACCGUCGAUCAGCUGGCAGUGAAAAUCCAUCAGACUAAUUUAAAGGUUGUGAGAGUUAUGCCCAAAUCCAGAGAAGGAAUCGAUUCACCGGUUGCUUUCUUAGCUUUGCAUAAUCAGCUCAGGAAUUUAGAAGAUUCCGAAUUGAAGAAGUUACAACAACUUCGAGAAGAAACUGGCGAACUUUCUGCGGCCGAUGACAAAAGAUACAGAGUGUUGAAGAAAUCCGCCGAACGUGAGCUACUCGAAGCUGCUGAUGUAAUUUGCUGUACUUGUGUCGGCGCCGGAGAUCCGCGUCUAGCACGUAUGAAGUUUCAUUCUGUAUUGAUCGACGAAUGUAUGCAAGCUACCGAACCGGAGUGUAUGAUUCCAAUGGUAUUAGGAUCGAAACAGCUCAUUUUGGUUGGAGAUGAUUUCCAGCUUGGUCCAGUCGUUAUGUGCAAGGAAGCUUCGAAAGCUGGUCUUAAUCAGUCGUUGUUCCAACGUUUGUUUGUACUCGGCAUCAAACCGUGCCUUCUAAAAGUUCAAUAUCGUAUGCAUCCGGAACUAUCACGCUUCCCGUCUAAUUUCUUCUACGAUGGAUUUUUACAAAAUGGUGUUUGUGCUGGGCAAAAGAAACUGCCGGAAGUCAAGUUCCCCUGGCCAGUUCCGGAUAAACCGAUGAUGUUCUACGUAGCCCUAGGUACCGAAGAAAUCGCCGGAUCUGGUACAUCGUAUUUGAAUCGAGCCGAAGCAUCCAGCGUUGAAAAAAUAGUCACUAGAUUCCUACGUUGCGGCGUGAAACCCGAACAGAUCGGUAUUAUUACACCGUACGAAGGACAGAGAGCACAUUUGGUGCAAUGUAUGCAGUAUCAAGGAGAAAUAAACCCCCGUCUGUACCAACAGAUUGAAGUAGCCAGCGUAGAUGCGUUCCAAGGUCGUGAGAAAGAUAUCAUCAUCGUGUCUUGCGUACGUUCCAACGACCAUCAUGGGAUUGGUUUUUUGAACGAUCCGCGACGGUUGAACGUUGCCUUGACCAGAGCCAAGUAUGGUCUUAUCGUGGUCGGAAAUCCCAAAGUUUUGUCCAAACAACCUAUAUGGAACCAUUUACUCCAUUUCUACAAAGAAGAGCAAGUGCUAGUGGAAGGACCACUGAAUAAUUUGAAAGAAAGCGCUAUCCAGCUCCCUAAACGUAAACAGAUUGUGAACUCGGCGAAUCCAGGAUCUCAUUUUAUGUCUACUACCCUCUACAAUGCCAGAGAAGUCAUGGUACCUGGAAGUAUAUAUGACAGAUCCGGCGGCAGCGGUCGUAAUGCCACUGUUCAUCUGCCGCCACCUCCUCAUCCAUACUUCCCUCGGCCUGGUUUAGACAUAUUCCCUCAUGCUCACGAUCCGAUCACUUACAUCUCGCCGGAAAGAGCGCAAGCUAUGCCUAAUAUGCCGGUACCUUUUAAUAUGAUUUAUAACUUGAAUCCGAUCCCGCCAAGAUACUACAAUCGGAAGCCUAUUCAAAUGCGUCAAAAGAACGCUCGUAGUCCAUUGAUGAUCAGUGGCAAGAAAAAUCCCAAAGGUGGCAGGAACUCGAGAGUUAUGCCAAACGGUCUAAGCCAAGAGAUAACCCAACCGUACAGUCAAAACAUGUCGCAGAACAUGUCGCAGCCCGGAUUCGGUCUUUCGCAACCGGGACUAUCUCAGCCGGAGUUAUCGCAGGAUAGUUACAUGAUUGGCGAAUUCCAUUCGCAGACCGAUGGUAUUUUGUCGCAAGAUUCGUCUUACCAGAUUGACCAAACGACCUCGUUCCAUUCGACUCGGCAGAAUCCUCAUUUUUUCUGAGGGUUAUUAACCUAUAGAAACAAAACGAGCGUCACGGAAGAAAAAGAAACGAUUAACGCAGCUGCUAGGAAUACGGUCGAGUGCUCUUGAUAGCGGAUUAUUACGUACGAUACACGGUUUUUCGACGAGUACGCACAAGACGAAGCGUGUUGAUAUAAAGAGUAGGAACGACGAACGAAUACGAUUUGUGAGAGUUUUCGAAGAUCAGAAACAGACACAGAGAGCAAGAGCCGCUUUUUUGUGGAUUUAAAAAGCUCUGAAAGAGUACUAGGUACCUGCUAGGUUGGUAUUGGUACCUAGUACCUACUACCUACUACCUAGCCUAAAAAUCCGUUUUUGAAAGAGUAAGAGUAGAGUGAGAAGUUUAAAAUUUUCAAUGCUAUAUUCUUUGCUCCUUCUUUCUUUCAAACUGGUGAUAGUGCUCAUUUUUCAACGAUUACGUGAUAUUUUUGACGUUUUCUGUAAAAUUAAGUGCUCAUAAAGUCAUUUCAAACGUUUCAUUUCAUUCAUUUUUUUCAUUUUUCUCUCUCCCUAAUGAAACGGCUGACGCUGACGGUGACGAACUGAAACCUGCUGAACCAAACUUCAACUCCUUCGAACAGAAUUUUGAUUUUUAAAUUAAUUAUUCUCAGUUUUUUGCCAUUUUUUCUUUCCAACAGACCCAGAUUCCUGAGCAGAUUGAACUAUGAGCACAAC
Molecule: messenger RNA, 4243 nt
Organism: Planococcus citri (citrus mealybug)
Lineage: Eukaryota; Metazoa; Arthropoda; Insecta; Hemiptera; Pseudococcidae
Product: regulator of nonsense transcripts 1-like
Exons: 19
Coding region: 230-3547 (1105 amino acids)
Biological process (GO): nuclear-transcribed mRNA catabolic process, nonsense-mediated decay
Cellular component (GO): cytoplasm
Molecular function (GO): RNA helicase activity; ATP binding; hydrolase activity
Source: RefSeq, a predicted model, not a curated record